This is a messenger RNA of Leptidea sinapis, 3957 nucleotides long. Its product is annotated as E3 ubiquitin-protein ligase RNF185-like. The coding region runs from base 207 to 761 and encodes 184 amino acids. Lineage: Eukaryota; Metazoa; Arthropoda; Insecta; Lepidoptera; Pieridae. The record is from RefSeq and is a predicted model, not a curated record. Gene Ontology annotation, biological process: ubiquitin-dependent protein catabolic process. The transcript has 5 exons. Gene Ontology annotation, molecular function: ubiquitin-like protein conjugating enzyme binding; metal ion binding; ubiquitin protein ligase activity. Gene Ontology annotation, cellular component: endoplasmic reticulum.
CUAAAAAAAGGGGUAGGUGGGGAUGUGUAUAGUAGGUACUUACUUUAUUAUUUCUAAAAAAUAGCAUCUGGUUUAAAACGACAUAUCACUUUUCUGUUCUUAUUUGUUUUGGUGCGUGUGUACGUGUACUAAUCAGAUGUUGACAAUAUUAUCAAGAACAAUUCUGAUAAACAGCAAAUAAAUAGGGUUCAAUCUUCGACUGGGUCAUGGCUGAGACGAGUGAAGCGAAAGCAAGUACAUCGCCUCCGGGAGGAGAUGCAGGUGGUGAAGAAGAUAAGCGUGAUGAACGGAUGUUAGAAUGCAACAUUUGCUUGGACACUGCCAGGGAUGCUGUCGUGAGCAUGUGUGGUCACCUCUUUUGCUGGCCAUGCCUACACCAGUGGCUAGAGACAAGACCAAGCCGGCAAGUGUGUCCAGUGUGCAAAGCUGCCAUCAGCAGAGAUAAAGUCAUUCCACUCUAUGGAAGAGGUAACACAAAACAGGAGGAUCCAAGGAACAAAGUGCCACCGCGCCCCGCCGGACAGCGCACGGAGCCGGAGAACACCAGCGCGUUCCCCGGGUUCAGCUUUGGCGAUGGGUUCCACAUGUCAUUUGGAAUUGGCGCCUUCCCUUUCGGCGUGUUCACCUCCACCUUCAACUUCGGUGAUUCCCGCCCCAGUGCUGCGCCGCGCGGCACGGCGCAGUACGACGAGGAGCAGUUCCUGUCCAAAAUAUUCCUGUGGGUUGCGAUCCUGUUCGUGCUGUGGCUGGUGUUCGCAUGACGGCCGCGCCUGCUGCAAGCCGGAGUUCAUCGACCCACGCCAAGGGUAUCACCUCCUACAAUGUACACCCUCCUUCCUUCUUAAUCAUUUGUAUACAAUGGCGGGCAUAAUAAGACAUUACUUUUUUGAUCGUAAGGUGUAAUAUUAUAUGUAAAUGUUUGUUUCAAUAACCUUGUCACGUUGCUUUCAAUUGUUCAGGUAAUUCCUAAAUCAUGCUGUCUCAUGAUCAUAUAUAUCAAGUGAAAUCAAACAGGCGCCAUUGAGCAUUGUGCAUUUUGAAGUUCAAGAAUCAUGACAUAAGCACCUGUGGUCGUUGAUUUUAUUAAACAAGUUAUUCUAAGCCAGAAUUCAGAAUCACGCUAUGAAUUUCAAUUCUCAGGGUUUUACGAGUAUUUGUACUGAGUUCUAUCACUUACAUCUGCUAUCAUUAUAAAUCUCCUUGAUAUCAUUUUGCUAUAUCUGUAAGAAAGAACUUAAAUAUUUUUGACAAUUUUUCAUUUCUAUCUUCCAGGUCCUUCCCCUGGAGUUCAAGGACUGUAAGGAACCACACUCUCAUGACAGCAAUGGCUUCACACUCCAGGAGGAUUCUUCGUUCUUACCAGUCCUUUAAAUUAUUUCUGCAUCUUUUGGAUUUAUACUUAAAAUAUUUUUUAUUCUAUCCCUACAUUUGUCAUUAAAAUAUCCGUCUUUAGCAUCUGUGCACAUUGUUUUGAUGGUAUGUUUUAUCAUGUCAAGAAUUUCAUCACUGAUCUGCUUAUUGGCUUUCCACUGAUUUCUCCGGCUUUUGAUCGUCUGGCCUAAGCUAGUCUAGUCCGCUUGUAGAUUCCUCAAUUUGGCAAUGACAAACUCUGUCUUGGUCCGAGGGUUUCGUAAUGUCAGUGUAAUGAAUAGAUUAUGAUCAGAGCCCACAUCUUUGUUUGGAUAAAUUUGGACAUCCUUGAAAGGAUUUCGAAACCUUAUAUUAACAUGGAAGACAGAUCUGGUUUCUGACAAUUUUACGUUAACAGCCUGUAUUUGUCAAAAUGAAGUCUUCUACUUGAAACAGCGGCUUUUGGCCACCCAAACCAAAUUUUCCAGAUAAAAGUGCUCGUUUCAUAGUUAUUUUCGUGAUCAAAUUGCCCAUUUUUCAAUUGCCAAUUGUGAUAUUGACUUCAUCUUUCUUCAUGAGUGCAUAUUGUUUGUUCUUAACAUCGACAUUGAACAAUGAUUCAAUUGCAGCAGAAUCACUAUCCAAAAUGGCUCUUUAGGUCACAACAAAUUGUUCAGUGCAACACACGCCCCACUUUAACUGUGAUAUCGUGUGUCAUCUAAUUCGCGGUAGUAUGUACUGCAUACAUACUACCGCAAUUAAAUUCACUCUUAUUUUUUUUAUGGAAUAGGAGGACAAACGAGCGUACGGGUCACGUGGUGUUAAGUGAUCACCGCCGCCCACAUUCUCUUGCAACACCAGAGGAAUCACAAGAGCGUUGCCGGCCUUUAAGGAAGGUGUACGCGCUUUUUUUGGAGGUACCCAUGUCGUAUCGUCCCGGAAACACCGCACAAGGAAGCUCAUUCCACAGCUUUGUUACUACGAAGCAAGAGUGAGAAGGAAGCUCCUUGAAAACCGCACUGUGGAGGACCGUCACACAUCCAGAUGGUGGGGAUGAUAUACUAACUUGUGGCGUGUCGUGCGAAGAAUGACGUUAUAUGACAGAAUUUUGUUUGUCUUGUACUUCGCUCCUUAUAACGGAAUACGGAUUACAAUGAUUUUGGUUAUCUGUGACUAAUCAAGCGUCGUUUGUAUGUUAGCGAAUCCUUAAGUUAUUCGAUAGUCAGAAUUCAUUCAUGAUAGUGGUUGUAUGGAAUCUUGAAUAGAAACUGCUGUUUUCUUCAGAUUAACAUGUUUUUUAUUGGGCUAUUUACAGUCUUUAAUACAGUUAAAUAUAAAAGUUGAAAGUUGCUUCUUAAAAUAUAAUCGUUUAGGGUGUACAUGAGUUAAUGAGAGGAUACGGUACGCACGUGUUACUGGUGUUGAAAACGCGGCAUUCAGUUUGUGUCGUAGGUACUAAUAAUUACAUUUUUUUGUUGAAGAGCAACAACUAUGUAGUGCUUAUGGUAAUAUUAAAACAACUUGUGUGUAACAUAUUUAUUUUAAUUUAUGAUUCAAUUAUUAUUCUUAUUACUUAUACCUUUAUUUAUAUUCAUAUUGUUCUAUAUUUCAAAAUUUUAUUUACUCAGCUUAGUUUUACCCUUCAUGCCAAUCGGUGUUAAGAGAUAUAGGAAAACUAUUUAUGGAUAUAUAGAAUCACGUAUGAAACGAUAUAGUUGGGUUCGUUAUAGUCUCGAUAAUUUUGAGAUGUGUGGUGAAGAUUGAACUAACGUCUUCUAUAGGUGUCUUAUUAAUGCUGUACGUACAAUCGACAAAAUUUAAUCGUGACCCACAUAAGUCAUUUUCCUACAGUCAUAAUAAACAAACUGGCGUCAACAUACGUUUUCGAAGUAACUUUAAUCAUAUUAUCAGAUACUGACGGUCAAUCAAUUGUCAUAGUACAUUAUUUUUCGUGAAAACGAUUGUAAUGACUAAAUUUUGUCGAUGGUACAUUAACAUCUAGGUUUUAAUAUUAUUUAUAAUUAUUAUAGCUUGGGCCCUUAAAUAGGUAACGAUAUAUAACUAUUGUAUAUAGAAAUAAUUACAUGAUUUUGACUCGGAAUUAGGUUUUAAAGAUACUUCUGUAAAAAGCUGUACAAUUUAUUCGGCGUCAUAUAAGGCCGUGUAGUGCGUUUCGGAUCGCUCUUUGUCUAUUCAGUAAACAACAUCAAAGGCGCUAUUUGGUCGAUAUCAUGUAUUAAAAUAAAUUUUUGUACAGCUUAAAUUGAAAUGUUAUUUAAUAUAUUGUAAUAUAAAUUGUUGCAUUUUCUGGUGGUUGAAACGAUGGACGUCCAAGUAUAGAAUGAAGUUCCAUCACAUCUCUUUUCAAGGCGGAAAUCGGACAGCCAGGAUCAUGGCUCUGGACUCACUCACUCUUGCGAUAUAUUGUAUGUGAACGAGUGAACUACAGAUCGCGUGCCUGCGAUCAGUGGCGUCAUCCGAUUCCCCUCUUGUGAACAUUCUGAGCUGCGGAACGCUGGACGAUGUAGAUUUAUAUUUUGCUGUAUAAUAAGUGUAUAUAAUAUGCAACUGUUAAUUGUAAAUUAUUGUAAUAAAGUUUAAUGAUAA